This is a messenger RNA of Pelobates fuscus (common spadefoot toad), 1544 nucleotides long. It is a transcript of the gene SGCE, whose product is annotated as sarcoglycan epsilon. The coding region runs from base 79 to 1494 and encodes 471 amino acids. The record is from RefSeq and is a predicted model, not a curated record. The transcript is spliced from 12 exons. Gene Ontology annotation, cellular component: membrane; sarcoglycan complex. Lineage: Eukaryota; Metazoa; Chordata; Amphibia; Anura; Pelobatidae.
GGAAGAGGAGGAGAUGCUGCUUGUGGUCUGCAGCCUGUGAGUCGAAUAAAGGGGGAUAAAACAAGAAACCUGCGGGCAAUGAUGGACACAGUGUCGGCGAUGAGCCCUGCAGCUCUCAGCUCCAGCACCUUACUGCUCACAGCUAUUUUGCUAAGCUGUGCUGAUGGCAAAACUGAAUCAGUUUACUGGAAGAAUAAACAGCUCAACCUACAUGUUAUCAGCAGACUAAAUCCUGCUGAGAAGAAAAAUGUCUACACUAUUCUGUCUAGAGUGCACUCAGAUCGGAAUGUCUAUCCUUCAUCAGGAGUACUGUUUGUUCACGUGUUGGAGAGAGAAUACUACAAGGGGGAAUUUCCUCCAUAUCCAAAGCCGGGUGAGCUAAGUAAUGAUCCUAUAACAUUUAAUACAAACCUAAUGGGUUACCCUGACAGACCAGGAUGGCUACGCUACAUUCAGCGUACACCGUACAGUGAUGGCGUGCUCUAUGGAUCACCAACCUUUGAAAGCGUUGGAAAGCCUACUGUAAUUGAGAUAACGGCCUACAAUAGACGAACGUUUGAGACUGCAAGACAUAACUUAAUCUUAAAUAUAAUGUCAGCAGAAGAUUUCCCACUGCCAUAUCAAGCUGAAUUUUUCAUAAAAAAUAUGAACGUAGAAGAAAUGCUGGCCAGCGAAAUACUGGGAGAUUUCCUCGGGGCCGUCAAAAAUGUCUGGCAGCCGGAACGUCUGAAUGCUAUUAACAUAACCUCAGCAUUAGAUCGAGGAGGAAGAGUUCCACUUCCAAUCAAUGAUAUGAAAGAGGGGGUUUACGUUAUGGUUGGGGCAGAUGUCCCCUUUUCCUCAUGUUUAAAGGAAGUAGAAAACCCACAGAACCAGCUGAGAUGUAGCCAAGAGAUGGAACCAGCAAUAAGCUGUGACAAAAAAUUUCGAGCUCAGUUUAAUAUAGACUGGUGCAAGAUCUCACUGGUUGAUAAAACAAAGCAAGUGCUGUUCGCUCAGGAAGUUGUGCAUGGCGAGGGAAUCCUUCCAGAUGCCGGUGAAUACAGACCACCUUCGGAGGCUCUGAAAAGCAGAGAUUAUUAUGCAGACUUUUUCAUCACACUGGCUGUUCCUUCUGCAGUAGCCAUUGUGCUGUUUGCUAUUCUGGGUUAUAUCAUGUGCUGUCGAAGAGAAGGAAUGGAAAAGAGAAAUAUGCAGACACCAGAUAUUCAGCUAGUUCACCAUAGUGCAAUUCAGAAAUCGACUAAGGAACUUCGUGACAUGUCUAAUAACAGGGAAAUUGCAUGGCCACUAUCAACGCUACCCGUGUUCCACCCAGUGACCGGUGAGAUGGUACCUCCUCUGCACACAGACAACUAUGACAAUACUAACAUGCCUCUGAUGCAAACCCAACAGACUAUGCCACAUCAGACACAAAUCCCGCAGCAGCAAAACGCAGGAGAGUUUCGCAUGACAAGCUUUCAACGAUUUGAGGCAAGUACAAGUGACUUGUGAGGCAAUCACAUUUUAAAAUUCCAUUUUACUGCUAUGUGAAUUAUUAAAAA